CUAGAAACAAUGCAGUCUUCUCCAAUCGUGUUAGACUUCUCCUCCGCCUUUCGCCACCCACGCGCCGCCGCGUUGGCCACUACCUCCGGCGUAGCGAAUUCCCACUCUCCGGCGAGAAAAUCUCACUCUAAUAACGUAACGCCAUCUUUAUUUUCGCCUUCCUCGACACUAGAGCUAAUUUCUUCUUCCCGUGGAUGUUUCACCUGCCGAUUUGGCGACAAUUCUCCGCGGUUCAAUUCGAGCGGCGAUGAUUAUUGUAGCGAGGAUGAAAAUGAAAUCGAUGAAGAUGAUUAUUUGCUUGAUUGCUUGACAGAUGGGAAGACGGAUGAUUUGCUAGGCGACGAUGGUGUUCUCAUCGAGGUGAAGAAACUCGAGAAGAGCUCGCGGCGAAUCCGUUCGAAGAUUGGAAUGGAAGCGAGCCUCGAUUCCGUUUGGAGCGUAUUGACUGAUUACGAGAAGUUAUCGGAUUUCAUCCCAGGCCUCGUUGUUAGCGAAUUGGUCGAGAAAGAAGGGAAUCGUGCUCGUCUUUUCCAGAUGGGACAACAGAACUUAGCACUGGGUCUUAAAUUCAAUGCCAAAGCUGUUCUAGAUUGUUUCGAGAAGGAGCUUGAGAUUCUCCCACAUGGGAGGAGACGUGAAAUCGACUUCAAGAUGGUUGAAGGCGAUUUCCAGUUGUUUGAAGGCAAAUGGUCCAUUGAGCAAUUUGACAAAAGCAUUCACGAGGAGGCUUUGGAUUUUCAGUUUAAAGAUUUUCCGACGACGCUUUCAUACACGGUAGAUGUAAAACCGAAGAUGUGGCUACCGGUGCGGCUAGUUGAAGGAAGAUUGUGCAAAGAGAUAAAAACAAAUCUUUUGAGUAUUCGAGACGCAGCACAGAAGGUCAUACAAGGUGUUAUUCAUGAUCUUUGAGUUUUCUUCUCUUUGAGCCAAGGUUGAAGUAGUGUCCUACUUCUUUCUCUGCAGGUUAGAUAGAUACAAUAAUAAGCCUAUAUAUUCUUUGUAUUUUGGUGAAUUUGAAAGCUUAUGUACAAUUGGCUUUACAUACACGUUGUUGUCAAAUUGUAUAUUCUUCUGAUCUAUAUACCCUUUGAAAUAUCGAAUAUAUAAUACAAAGUUUUUUCGA
This is a messenger RNA of Eutrema salsugineum, 1123 nucleotides long. RefSeq lists its product as uncharacterized. The transcript is spliced from 3 exons. The record is from RefSeq and is a predicted model, not a curated record. Lineage: Eukaryota; Viridiplantae; Streptophyta; Magnoliopsida; Brassicales; Brassicaceae. The coding region runs from base 10 to 909 and encodes 299 amino acids.